Exaiptasia diaphana is the source of this 989-nucleotide messenger RNA. RefSeq lists its product as uncharacterized. The coding region runs from base 126 to 863 and encodes 245 amino acids. The transcript is spliced from 2 exons. NCBI's taxonomy places the organism in Eukaryota, Metazoa, Cnidaria, Anthozoa, Actiniaria, Aiptasiidae. The record is from RefSeq and is a predicted model, not a curated record.
GAUUGCAUUCCACAKGACCCCCCGCAUGACUCRGACAAACACGAGCGACAGUUCACAGUCAUUGUAUGCAGAAGAGAGCGUGUUUAUAGAURUUUCUGUUGAAAUCUUGGCUUUUUGCUUCAAAUAUGGUCAGUACAAAGCAUUGUUGUUGGGGGACAUGCAAUAGUGAUUCARGAUACCCCGAAAGAUUACCAAAAUCAUUUCAAGAUAUGGCUAAAGCGGGCAAAAAAAUAUUCUUACCGUUCCCGAAGCCAUCACAAGGCAUGGAGCGUUGUCAGCUAGAAGUCGAAGUGGAUAAUAACAAGAGCACUCAAACGCCGUUUGGAAAGAUCGAGUUGUCAUCUAAAAUAGAAACAAUGAGUUUGAGGAACGAAGUGGCUACAGACAAGGCCAAUGUUGUGUAUAAAGUUGUGAGUAAUAUUUCGUAUGAAGUUAUUGCAAAAGACCCUAUAAAAAUGAAGCACUUUACCGGUUUAACGAGCAUCCAGUUUGAUGUUUUGUAUGAUUUUUUGAAUGACGUUUGUCCUUUGGAUAAGAUCAUUUAUUGGAGUUGUGCAAAUAAAAAUGGCAAGAAAACAUUCAGACGUGUUCUGUGUAAAUUGCCUGAAUGGUCUGCGAAGGAGAAGCUGUUCAUUUGCCUGGUACGACUUAGAAGAGGAUUUACAAUUAAGACUUUGUCGAUACUGCUUAGCUGUCCUGGUAAGGAAAUUAAAGAAACGUCAAUCAGGGACAUAUUCACUACCUUUAUCCAGUUGAUGCAAUCAUGUUUCCAUCUAAAGAAGAACUUAGAAAACAUACGCCAAGGGUUUUUAAAUCCAUCAAGAAUGCAAGGUGCAGUGUUGACUGCACUGAAUUCAAAGUAGAAACAUCAAGAAAUUUUUCAAGACAAGGAAACACAUACUCAUCAUACAAACAUGGGAAUACCUUUAAAUGUAUGAUUGCUGUCACCCCGAGUGGUGGUUCCUGUUUUGUUUCUGACCUAUAUGAAG